Messenger RNA from Sclerotinia borealis F-4128, 717 nucleotides. NCBI's taxonomy places the organism in Eukaryota, Fungi, Ascomycota, Leotiomycetes, Helotiales, Sclerotiniaceae. The record is from the annotation of a GenBank genome assembly.
AUGACUCAGAUAUCUUCGUGUUAUCCUGGCCGUUACCUUCCUCACCACAAUCGUGAUGUCGCUGAGUGUCAUCCAUUUACCCAUUAUUGGCAGGUUGUUCCAGAUACUGGUCCAAAAUGCCGUCAAGGCUACGCCCAACUCUUCACAGCCGGCAUUCUCAACAUUUCUACAAAUGUGGCAUUGAUCGUGUUUCCUAUUCCAAUGAUUUUGAAGUCAAAUCUGUCAACACAUCUCAAAUUGAGCGUCAUUUUACGUCUAGCUCUAGCUCUCCCAGUUUUAUGUAUCUUCGCAACAAUCGACCAGCUACAUAAAGCGGUGGCCAAAGUCGACAUCCUCCUCGCAACCUUGAUCUCCAGUGCCUCGGUAACUGGCUCACUCCUGCAAGACAAAGGGUACAAGAAAACGAAAUAUAAACCUCCAGUGUACCGCGACAUUCCCUCUAAUGCUCCCUCUACACGCUAUACCCGCAGACUUGGCAGUGAUGAGGAUCUGAUGAUCACCAGUAUUGAUCCAGAUGGAAAGCAUGCUAUGAUGAUUCCGUUAGAUGUUUUACAUGACACGGUGAGUAGAGAGAAUGACGAAGCCAGGGAGUUCGGUGCAGGAGGGGGGGAUAAUGGUUUGAGGAAACCCGAACAUGUCUGGGCUGGUGUUCAAAUUAGGGUGGAGCGGGCAUGGGAUGUACAGGUUACAAAAAAAGAGGUUCCUGGGAGCGCCUAG